CUUAUUUAUUAUCUAUCUAUACUGUAAACAUUUAUAUUUUAAAAUAAUAAUUUAAAAAAAAUCAAGGAAAAAAACUUUUUUUUUAUAUAAAUUAUGGCUGACGAUUCAAAUUCCAAUGACGAAAAACCUCAAAAUGAUCAAUUUAACAAUGAUCAACUACAACAAAACAUGAACAAUAAAAUGCAAUUUCGAAGUCCAAUGAUGGGAGGCUAUGAUCCUUCAUUUAUGAAAAUGGCCAUGAUGAAUCCCAUGCAAUAUCAACAUUUUCAACAAAUGUUAUUUAUGCAGCAGCUUCAAAGGCAACAACAAAUGCAAAGACAAAUGAAUUCUGCAGCAGCCAUGACAGCAGCAACUACAUCAACAGCGACGUCAAACAUUCCACCAGAGACACAAAAACCACCCACUGGUUAUGUUUGUUUUAAAUGUGGACAACCUGGUCACUGGAUAUACUAUUGUCCUAAUGUUCCUAAAGGACAAUUUGUACAAAGAGUUGGAAUUGGCAAUCGAAAUAAUAUAGGAAAUCAAGCUAUUGGUGAUAAUCAGCAACAAGAAGAAGCACAAAAGCCGCAAGAGUUAACAUGUAUGAUUUGUGAUAAAAUUAUGACAAAUGCUGUACUUGUGCCUUGUUGUGGAAAGUCAUUUUGUAAAGAAUGUACGUAUAGGAUUGUUAUAUUGGAUAGUUAUCUUUGUAUUAUCUUUAGUUUGUUGUUAUUUUGUUAUAUGUAUAUUGAUUCAGACAAAGCAUCGUCUGAUGAAACGAAGGUUACUCUUAUUUCGCUUACUUUUUUAGAUGCCAUUUUAUUGUCUUUUUAUUAUCUGUUUAUUAAUUUGAUUAUUAUUAUUAUUAUUGGGAUAAAUUGGGAACUUAUGGACUCAAAUUGGAUUCAGGAUAUUUUUUGGAUUAUGUAAAAU
Molecule: messenger RNA, 912 nt
Organism: Cokeromyces recurvatus
Lineage: Eukaryota; Fungi; Mucoromycota; Mucoromycetes; Mucorales; Mucoraceae
Exons: 3
Coding region: 94-909 (271 amino acids)
Molecular function (GO): zinc ion binding; nucleic acid binding
Source: RefSeq, a predicted model, not a curated record